AUGACCAAAUCCAACCAACAUGCACGCAGCUUACUACUCAUCCCCAAACCAAAUUAUCGGUAUUUCUGCCCCUCAUCACCAAACCGUACACGUCUACCCACCAAUGAUGUCGCUUCAUGCUCCGUGAGCUCCGUGGUAAAAACGCGAAUGGGGGGAGUGAAUUUGAUUGGUGAGGAAAUGGAGAUGGAAAUGGGAAUUCGAUGGAGGGAAAGGAAAAAUGUUGAUGUAAGAUUAGAUGUGAAAGUUCAAGUAAAAGGAAAAGGAAGAGAAGAAGAAAAAGAAGAUGUUACACUUACUGAUACUCGAGGGAGAAAUGAAAAGGAAUUGGAAAAGAAAGUAGAGAGAGAAAAAUCAGUAGAUGAAAUUUGGAAUGGAGUUUGGACUUGA
Molecule: messenger RNA, 387 nt
Organism: Sclerotinia sclerotiorum 1980 UF-70
Lineage: Eukaryota; Fungi; Ascomycota; Leotiomycetes; Helotiales; Sclerotiniaceae
Exons: 1
Coding region: 1-387 (128 amino acids)
Source: RefSeq, a predicted model, not a curated record